Molecule: messenger RNA, 993 nt
Organism: Rotaria sp. Silwood2
Lineage: Eukaryota; Metazoa; Rotifera; Eurotatoria; Philodinida; Philodinidae
Source: the annotation of a GenBank genome assembly
AUGAUGAACCCUUUUUCAAUAGCAGAUGAUCGUAAUCGAGCAAACCAUGGCAAAUGGGGACUUGAAUUUAUUGGAUUUUGGCUUCUUGGUCUUUGCAAUAAUUUUGGUUAUGUAGUGAUGUUAAGUGCUGCUCAUGAUAUAUUGAAACAAGAAAAGAAUGAUAAUUUAACUCAACCAGUGUCACAUAAUGCAACAAAUCAAUUUGAUUGUAAUCCAAUAUCAACAGGAGCUAUUCUACUAGCGGAUGUUUUACCAGAAUUAAUUAUUAAAUUAAUAGCUCCAUUUUUUAUGCACAAAAUUUCAUAUAAUAUUCGUUUUGUUUUCGUUGUAUUAUUUGCUGUUAGUGCUUUGAUCAUUGUUGGUACUUCAAAAGUAAUUGCUUUAAGUUUAUUCGGUGUUGUUUGUGCAAGUAUCAGUGCAGGUAUUGGCGAAAUUACAAUGUUACAAUUAACAUCUUUUUAUGCAAAACAUACAGUCAGUGCAUGGUCAAGUGGUACAGGGGCUGCUGGCUUAUUUGGUGCACUUUCCUAUACAGGACUAACUAGUCUACUUAAACUAAGUCCCAGAACUGCUAUACUUAUUUUACUUUUCAUACCUGUUCUUCUAGUUAUCAGUUACAUAAUGGUCGGAGCUAGUCAAGCUGUUGCAAGACAUCGUCAAUAUCAACUAAUAAGUGAACAAACUACUACUGAUGUUGACACAGGUAGAGAAAAUAAUAGAUUUAUUAGGAAAUGUCUUACUAAUAUGGGUAUAUUUUUUGCUUGUAUCUAUCGCACGGCUUAUAUACCGAGUAUAUGGUUAGUUUUCGGUUUAGUCGUAUUUGAAGGUUUAAUUGGUGGUGGAGCUUAUGUCAAUACAUUUUACAAGAUAUCGAUUGAAAUUCCUAAACCUGAUCGUGAAUUUUCAAUGGGUGUCGCAUCUAUUGGUGAUUCAUUUGGAAUUACAUUUGCAGGUCUAUCAGCAAUUCCACUUCAUAAUGCAAUAUGUCGAUAA